AUGAAUGAAUCUCGUAAUGGAGUACGAAACUGUGGCUCACAUGAUAGUUUUCGUGAGUUAGGAAGCCAGAGUUCGCCUAGGUGGAAGGGGGAGACGGUGGACUUUGAUGAUAGAUACAGAUCGGGAGGCGAGUUUUGGACUGGUUUGCACACGUCAGCAGACACCUGCAUUGACUUUAAAUGGGACGGCGGAGUCACGGCUAGUUGGCUCCGAUGGGACUCAAAUUCUGGGGAACCGAACAAGUGUAAUACCGAAAAGUGUGUCCGGCUGUUUCAGAGCAGAAUGAGAACGAAGGAAUGCAAAGUCACAUAUCCUUUUAUGUGCCAAGCCGUAGAAGAGGAACCAACUAUUGCCUCAACAACGAAUUCUCCAACUGAAACCGAAACAGCCAUUGCUUCAACACCGAAUUAUCCGACGGAAACAGAAACAUCGGCUAUUCCUUCAACGGAGAUUCCGUCAACUGAAGUCAAAAAAACAACCACUGUUUCAACGACGGGUUCUCCGACUGAAACAGAAAUUACCACUGUUUCAACGACGGGUUCUCCGACUGAAACAGAAAUUACCACUGUUUCAACGACGGGUUCUCCGACUGAAACAGUAACAACGACUGUCCCUUCAACCGAGAUUCCGUCAACUGAAGACAAAGAAACACAAACCAUGUUGACUGAUGAAUCUACAACUAUCACUUCCGGUGUGGUUGGUGGAACUGGAUAUACCUCUUCCGGUUUGGUUGAAACUGGAGUCUCAACCGCUGUUGGCCUAGGAUAUGGAAACUGCCUCUGUGACGGUAAUCCGAUGAAUAAUUCCUAUCGGCUUCGCGGGAUUAUUCCGUCUUCCACUGCCCACAAAAACAGUCUGAUGAUGGCGGGGUACGUCCGAUCAUGCUCAGCGAGAAUUUAUUGGGGAAAUGGUACAUUAUCACUUAGCCAUGAAGAAAGACAGGCUUUGCUUAAUGCUUUAAAAGACCAACUGAAUGUAGCGAAGGACACCACCAGCUUAUACAGACGUGGGCGUAUCAGUGCCCCAGACAAUAGGCCCAGUGCUGUGUCCGUCGGCUCUUUGGGGAUCUGCCUCCUUGUCGGCUUCUUUGUGACAGUGCUGGCGACAGAUGCUACAACGUUAAACAGAUACUGGACAAACUUAAAAAGGAAUGUCAAUUGAAAAGCAAUCUUGACCCAUUUCAUGCAUAAAAAACUGUAUAAAUUCUUCAUAAUAUCAAAUCAAAAAUGUUAUUUUAAAAUAACCUUUUUAUAUUCCGUACCUGGAAAUAUCCGCUCACAGUAAGACUUAUUUGACUGUGUGGUAGUAUAUCUAUU
Messenger RNA from Pecten maximus, 1316 nucleotides. RefSeq names its product flocculation protein FLO11-like. Bases 1 to 1161 code for a protein of 386 amino acids. Lineage: Eukaryota; Metazoa; Mollusca; Bivalvia; Pectinida; Pectinidae. The transcript has 6 exons. The record is from RefSeq and is a predicted model, not a curated record.